AUGUCAUUCCAUAGAAACAUAAGUAACAACACAUGCUGGACGAGCAACUGUGCAAAUAUAAUGAACUCUGCAAACAAUUUAAAUUGUGCAGACAUCAAAUAUAACUAUCCUUAUUACGCAAAUAAUCAUCAAUUAAAAAACAGUGAUAAGUAUUCAAUGCAAAAAAUGAAAACUUAUGCUGGGGGUAAUCUCUACAUAGGUACAAUGGAGGAGAAGCUACAGAAUAAAUCUUCUAAUAUGGGGACAACUCUCGAGACGAACGCUGCAACCACUGUCACCACAAAUGUGGACAAAAAUGUUUACACAAAUGUAGACAAAAAUGUUUACACAAAUGUUGACAUAAAUGUAGACAAAAAUGUUUACACAAAUGUAGACAAAAAUGUUGGCACAAAUGUAGACAAAAAUGUUGGCACAAAUGUAGACAAAAAUGUAGACAAAAAUGUUGACACAAAUGUGGACACAAAUGUUGACACAAGUGAUGACACAAAUGAUGAAACAAAUGAUGACACAAAUGAUGAAACAAAUACUGACGUAAAUGCUGAAACAAAUGUUGAGGAGGUUGUAUGCACAGAUCUCGGGGCAAGUGUAGCAACAGACUUUGGCCCAGCGACCAAAGGGGAAUAUUACAGCACAGGGGGAGGAAUGCACUCUGGAAAAGGCUUUACAAAUGUAUAUGGAAUGUACGAUACAUUGUAUCAGGAAACAGGAAUCGGAAAGUCAUUCAACACGAACUUUGGCACAAACGCAGGAAUAAGCAGUGGUAUAUACAGAGCUCCGUGUAGUGGUACUUACCGAGCUGUAUGUAGUGAUACUUACCGAACUCCGUGUAGUGGUACUUGUGGAACUGCAUGUAGUGGUACUUGCAGAACUGCAUAUAGUGGUGCAUGCGGAAGGGCCAACAAUGGUGCACACGGAGAAGUAAACUUCAGAGCGCAAUACGGAACAAAUUAUGGAACAAAUUAUGGAACAAAUUAUGGCACAAAUUAUGGCACAAAUUAUGGCACGAAUUACAGCACAAAUUAUGGCACGAAUUACAGCACAAAUUACAGCACAAAUUACAGCACAAAUUAUGGCACAAAUUACAGCACUAACUGUAGCCCGGGCAGUGGCAUCACGGAAUAUCAGGAACAACGGGGAAUACUAAAAAACAAAAAAUUUGAUAUGUACACAUUUUUGCGAAAUAACAAAAAGUAUGAAUUCAUGAAAAACAAUUUACAGGUAAAAAAGGGAGUGAAAAAAACUUAUUCCACAAAUGAAAGAUAUCAUAAAAUAAAAAAUGAAUACUUAUCUCCCACAGUUGAUUCUGUAUACUUUAAAAAUUUAAACAAAUAUUCUUCAUGUAAUUGUGCAAAUUUACAUAAAAAGAUUUACACAAAAAGUGAAAAAUGUGGUAACAUUACAGAUAUUAAGCAAAUACAUAGUGACUUAAUUUACUUAAUUAUAAAAUAUUUAUAUUAUGAAAGAAUUUUACCAGAAGCUAAUGAAAUUAAAAGAAAAAUAAAUAAAUAUUUUCCAGAAUGUACAGUUUUAAACACUAAUUUUAUAAACAUAUGUAGAGAAGAUAAAUUUCAAAAAUUUGAAAUUCAUAAAAUAAAUUCUUUUGAAAAUGAUGAAAAAAAAGGAAAAAUAUUCUUUAGAAAAUCUUUUAAUAAUGAAAAUAUAUGUAUAUAUCUCCGAGGAAUAUCCAGAGAUUUUUUUAUAAAUCCUAACGACGACAAUGAAAAUAUUUUACCAUACAUCCCACUUGUAUUUAUGCAUAUUAUAGACCGGUUUAGGAUUCAAUCAAGUGACAAUAACCAUAAGGGAGGAAGGUACAUAUUGGCCGAAACGCUAAAACACACCGGACCGUAUAUUUUCAGGACCAUGAAAUUAGGAAGAAUAAUACAUAUACUCCAAAAAUGUAUUGAUUUGAACAUUUUAUCUUACUAUAACAAUAAUAUUAUACCUAUAUUUACAUCUAUGUCUAUAUCCAAAACAUAUGUUUCAAAAAUGCUCGUGAAUGAAACCCCUGAUUCAAAGAACCAUAAAGAAAACUCCAUAAUACUCAUAAAAGAUAGAAUCCAUCGCUUGCUGCAUACCUAUUCAGAGGAAAAAACAAAGGCAAAAGGUUUUUCCCUUAGUAGACUACCCCUCAUAUACAAGAAUGUGUACAAGGAAAACAUAAACAUAGACCAAAUAGGAUACUCAAAAUUAACAGAAUUUAUAAAUAACGAAAUGAGUGAUGUCUGCUUUAUUUCAACUCAACACAAAUUUCAGUGCAUAUUACUACCUGUCAUGAAAAAUGAGCAAAAACAACGAGACAAAAAUGCAAAACUAAAAAAGGAAAUGGAGUUGAAGAAGUCCCUAGAUUAUAUAAAGAACUAUCAGUGGGAAAGAUGCAUUUCUUAUUUACACUUUUCUAAUUACUUAAAAACUAAACAUGGGGAAUCAGUACUAAAUUAUGGUGCAUUAAACGAUACCUUAGAACAACUCAUAGAUAACAGUUUAUUUAUUAAACAUAAAAAUUACAUUGACCGAACUUUAGAAAAUGAUUCAAAUUCUAACAUACCUUUGUUGUUACCCCUAGAUGUUUUUAAUUUACCAUCAUCAUAUGAUAUGUAUGAUUCAUACUAUAAGUCGCACACCUAUUAUAGUAAAGAUGAAACAGAAGAUAAUUCUGUAAUCAAAUUUGUAGACGGUUCACAAGGAAAAUGCGAUAUUUUAUAUGAUCUUGAAAAAUGUGAAAAUACAGAUAUUUCCAUCGAAGAAUCGAUAAAUAUAAACCACAUGUAUUUUAACUACCCAUCUUCAUAUAAUGUUUUUCAUUCGCUUUUUAAUGAUAAUGCAGAAGAAAUUCCCAUUGUCGAUUAUCACAGAAUACAAGUUUAA
This is a messenger RNA of Plasmodium gonderi, 2868 nucleotides long. RefSeq lists its product as hypothetical. The transcript has 4 exons. The coding region runs from base 1 to 2868 and encodes 955 amino acids. The record is from RefSeq and is a predicted model, not a curated record. NCBI's taxonomy places the organism in Eukaryota, Apicomplexa, Aconoidasida, Haemosporida, Plasmodiidae.